AUGAGUUCGCCGGGUGAUUUCGACGCCGUCCGGAAGGAUAUAGUUGCCCAAAUGAAGCAGCCAGGCUACGAUGACGGUAGCGCAGGCCCGGUCUUCGUCCGCCUUGCAUGGCACUCCUCGGGGACUUAUGACCAAGAAUCUGACACUGGCGGUUCGAACGGGGCGGGCAUGAGAUACGAGCAAGAGGGCGGUGACCCGGCGAAUGCAGGACUCCAACAUGGUCGAGCUUUCCUAGAGCCAGUCAAGAAGAAGCACCCAUGGAUCACAUACUCUGACCUCUGGACCCUUGCGGGAGCCGUAGCAAUCAAGGAGAUGGGUGGCCCUGAAAUCCCGUGGCAGUCUGGCCGCACCGAUUUUGUAGACGACUCGAAAGUCCCUCCUCGUGGACGCUUGCCCGAUGCAACUCUAGGAAGCGAUCAUCUUCGGGCGAUUUUCUACCGGAUGGGAUUCAACGACCAGGAAAUAGUUGCUCUUUCUGGCGCCCACAACCUUGGCCGGACGCAUGCUGACCGUAGCGGGUUCGAUGGGCCAUGGGUGAACAACCCGAUUCGCUUCUCCAACCAAUACUUUAUUCUCCUCAAGAGGCUGGAAUGGAAACCGACAACAUUGUCCAACGGCGUCAAACAGUUCACCUAUGUCGACCCGGACGUUCCAGAGGAUGAAAAGGAAGAACCACUGAUGAUGCUUCCAACGGACAUGUGCCUGCUUUCCGACCCGGAAUUCUCGAAAUGGGUGGACAAAUACGCGGCGGAUAAGGAGCUACUCUUCGAUCAUUUUGCAAAGGCUUUCUCCAAGCUACUAGAGCUAGGCAUCACACGAGAUGGGAGUGGGAAGAUUACCAAUACAGAUAACGAGAAGGGCGGGUAUAUUUCUGCGCCCAAGAAGAGCGAUACGCCAACGGGGCCGCCCCGGAAGUCGAAAAAGAACUCUGUGAGAGACUUGAGAGCCCGGCUCUAA
Molecule: messenger RNA, 957 nt
Organism: Ophidiomyces ophidiicola
Lineage: Eukaryota; Fungi; Ascomycota; Eurotiomycetes; Onygenales; Onygenaceae
Exons: 2
Coding region: 1-957 (318 amino acids)
Biological process (GO): hydrogen peroxide catabolic process; response to reactive oxygen species; cellular response to oxidative stress
Molecular function (GO): heme binding; peroxidase activity
Source: RefSeq, a predicted model, not a curated record